AUCACCGUGAUGGACAAACUGCGCCUGGAGAUCCGCGCCAUGGACGAGAUCCAGCCGGACCUGCGGGAGCUGCUGGAGACGAUGACCCGGAUGAGCUCCCUGCCCCCCGACUUCGAGGGGCGCCUCAAAGUCAACCAAUGGCUGCAGACGCUGAGCGCGAUGUCGGCCGCGGACGAGCUGGACGACGCCCAGGUCCGGCAGAUGCUCUUCGACCUCGAGUCCGCCUACAACGCCUUCAACCGCUUCCUGCACGCCUGAGACCGGCCCAGACCGGCCCGAACCGGCCCGAACCGGCCCAAACCGGCCCAAACCGGUCCGGACCGGUCCAACCAGGAGUUUGGGAUAAUAAACGGGAGGAGGAAAAUCCCAAAAAUCCCCAAAAUCCGGGAGGAAUUCCGCUCUUUUCUCCUCAUUUGUGCAUCAAACUGGGAGCCAGUCCCAGUAAAAACCAGUCCAGACCAGUCCAAACCGGUCUGAACCGGUCCAACCAGGAGUUUGGGAUAAUAAACGGGAGGAGCCAAAUCCCAAAAAUCCCCAAAA
This is a messenger RNA of Lonchura striata (white-rumped munia), 540 nucleotides long. The record is from RefSeq and is a predicted model, not a curated record. NCBI's taxonomy places the organism in Eukaryota, Metazoa, Chordata, Aves, Passeriformes, Estrildidae.